GGGCCGGUGGCCGCUGGCAGCGCUGCCGGGUGUAUUUCUGGAGCGCGCUCCGCUCUUUCCAAUCAUGUGAUGGGGACAUUAUUUAAGGCGGCCGCGGGGCCGCGGCAGCUGCAGGCGGUGCCUCGCUCGCAGCCGGCCGGACCCCCCGAGCCCCCUCGCCAUGGUGGACGCCUUCGUGGGCACCUGGAAGCUGGUGGACACCCAGAAUUUCGAUGAGUACAUGAAGGCGCUGGGCGUGGGCUUCGCCACGCGGCAGGUGGCCGGCUUCACCAAGCCCACCACCAUCAUCGAGCUGAACGGCGACAAGGUCACCGUGAAGACCCAGAGCACCUUCAAGAACACCGAGAUCACCUUCAAGCUCGGCGAGGAGUUCGACGAGACCACGGCGGACGACAGGCACGUCAAGUCCUUGGUCAAACUGGAUGGAGGCAAACUCGUCCACGUGCAGAAGUGGGACGGGAAGGAAACAUCGCUGGUCCGGGAGCUGAAGGAUGGGAAAUUAGUUCUGACUCUCACCAUGGGCAACGUCGUCUCCACCCGCACCUACGAGAAGGAGACAUAGACGCUGUCGCAGGUGCCCUGCCUGUCACCCGGUGCCACAUCGUCCCCCCCUCCUGGCCCCGUGCCAGGCACGGCUUCCCGCGGGCUCGGAGCCCCAGCGGGGCCGCCCCUGCCCCGCCCGGCGCCUGCAGGGGCUCCAGGGGCUCGGGUGGUGCUUUCGUGGUUCGUUGUUGGGUUCUUUUUUAAUUGAUAGUGGGAAAAGUCACAUGGAAAAAUAAUAAAGGUGUUGUUACAG
Molecule: messenger RNA, 796 nt
Organism: Melospiza georgiana
Lineage: Eukaryota; Metazoa; Chordata; Aves; Passeriformes; Passerellidae
Gene: FABP3
Product: fatty acid binding protein 3
Exons: 4
Coding region: 161-562 (133 amino acids)
Biological process (GO): fatty acid transport
Cellular component (GO): cytosol; nucleus
Molecular function (GO): fatty acid binding
Source: RefSeq, a predicted model, not a curated record